Coniosporium apollinis CBS 100218 is the source of this 2883-nucleotide messenger RNA. RefSeq lists its product as uncharacterized. The transcript is spliced from 4 exons. Gene Ontology annotation, biological process: protein import into nucleus; protein export from nucleus. The coding region runs from base 1 to 2883 and encodes 960 amino acids. NCBI's taxonomy places the organism in Eukaryota, Fungi, Ascomycota, Dothideomycetes. Gene Ontology annotation, cellular component: nuclear envelope; cytosol. The record is from RefSeq and is a predicted model, not a curated record. Gene Ontology annotation, molecular function: nuclear export signal receptor activity; small GTPase binding.
AUGGCUGCAAACCAGCAAGCUGUUGCUGACCUCCUGAACCUCAGUCUAGAUCCCCGACAGAACAAACAAGCCGAAACCGCGUUAAAGCAACAAGAGACGCAGCCGGGCUUCUCCAUAAGUCUUCUCCACAUAGUCGCGAACAACUCCUUUCCCCUCACGACCAGGCUUGCAAGCGCGCUUUUCUUCAAGAACUUCAUCCGGAGGAACUGGACGGACGAAGAGGGCAACUACAAACUCCCGCAGGAUGAGGUGUUCGCCAUCAAACAAGAGCUGAUCGGCCUUAUGAUCGCCGUCCCUCCAGCGAUACAAUCACAGCUCGGAGAAGCAGUGAGCGUCAUCGCGGACAGCGACUUCUACGAGCGCUGGGACACCUUAGUGGACGACCUCGUGUCGCGGCUCACGCCGGACAAUGCUACGACCAACAACGGCGUGCUGCAGGUGGCACACUCGAUCUUCAGGCGUUGGCGGCCGCUCUUCCAGUCAGACGAGCUGUACACAGAGAUAAACCACGUCUUGAGCAAGUUCGCUCACCCAUUCCUCGCUCUUUGGGACAACACCGACAAUGCCAUCACACAGAACCAGAACAACAAGGGCGCGCUGCAGGAGUACUGCAAAACCUUGGAUCUCAUAGUAAAGCUCUUCUACGACUUGUCAUGUCAAGACCUGCCGCCGGCUUUCGAAGAGAAUCUGCCAGCCGUCGUCGGCCUGCUACACAAAUACCUCGUUUACGAUAAUCCACUAUUGCACACAGAUGAUGACGACGAGGCGGGCGUUCUGGAGGACUUGAAAGCAGACAUCUUCGAUGCACUGAUACUCUACGUGCAAAAGUAUGAGGACGCGUUCGGAGGUUACCUGACGCAAUUCAUCAGCAGUUCGUGGAGUCUCCUGACGGCAGUCGGGCCAGAAACCAAAUAUGACAUCCUGGUCAGCAAAGCUUUGCAGUUCCUCACCUCUGUCACAAAAUCGCCGCAGCAUGCGCAGAACUUCAAUGAUCAAGGCACACUUGGUCAAGUCGUUGAGAAGGUCAUCCUGCCAAACCUUGCGCUUCGGGAGUCGGACAUUGAGCUCUUCAAUGACGAACCAAUCGAGUUCAUCAGGCGGGAUCUGGAAGGGUCAGACAGCGACACACGACGACGUGCAGCCACCGACUUCUUGCGCCAACUCAUGGAGCAGUUCGAGAAGUUGGUCACCGAGGUCGUCUCAACAUACAUGAAUCGCUAUCUAGAAGACUACGCCAAGGAUCGGGAGAGUGGCUGGAGGUCAAAGGAUACUGCAGUCUACCUGUUCUCUGCGAUAGCAGUCAAAGGCACCGUCACCAGCCAAGGCGUAAAGAGCGUCAACAGCUACACGGAUAUUCUUGAUUUCUUUCAGAAGAACAUAGCACAGGAUCUUACCGCGGAAGACACUCACCCGAUCCUCCAAGUCGACGCAAUUAAAUACCUCUACACUUUCCGAGCGCAGCUAACACAGCAAUACUGGCAAGCAGCGUUCCCGCUCCUAGUCAGACACCUCGGUUCUUCCGAGUAUGUCGUGUACACUUAUGCUGCUAUCGCGGUCGAGCGCGCCUUAUCCCUCACCAAUGAACAAAAGAAGCCGAUCAUCCCUCACAACGAUGUCGUCGCGCUUUCGAAGGACCUCCUGCAGCAUCUUUUCCUUCUCAUCCAGAAGGAUUCUGCCUCCCAAAAAAUCCAGGAAAAUGAAUUUCUGAUGAGAUGCGUCAUGCGCGUUUUGAUCGUGAUCAAGGAUGGCGUGGUACCAAUCACGGACAUGGUUCUUCGCAACUUUGUUAAUAUUACUAAAGUCAUACGGCAUAACCCCAGCAACCCUCGAUUCUACUACUACCACUUCGAAGGCAUCGGCGCGCUCGUACGGUACGCUGCACCGGCGCAGCCGGAAAAGCUCGAGACAGCGCUCUACGACCCGUUUGCUGCAGUCCUCGCAGAAGACGUCCAAGAGUUCUCACCCUACGUCUUCCAGCUUUUCGCCGCACUUCUGGAAGCUAACCCAUCCGGCACCCUGUCUGAAUACUAUCUCUCGCUCAUCCCACCAAUCCUCAUGCCCACCAUCUGGGAACUCAAGGGCAACGUCCCAGCACUGGUGCGGCUUCUCACAGCCAUGCUUCCCCGCGGCGCCGACAGCAUAGUCAAGAACGACCAAGUCGAGCCCCUGCUCGGCAUAUUCCAGAACCUGAUCUCGAAGAAGACGACUGAAAGCCACGGCUUCGACCUCAUUGAGGCGAUCAUAGCCUCAAUACCGGCGGCAAUGCUCCAGAAUUACUUUGUGCCUAUACUUCAAAUCAUGCUCACCCGUCUCUCCAACUCCAAAACCGAGAAUUUCUCCCUACGCUUCACCCGCUUCUACCACUUCAUCUCGGCGCGCGACGACAAGGGUUUGGGCGCGGAUUUCUUCAUCAGCGCCACGGACCAGAUACAAAACGACGUCUUCCGCCCACUAUAUCCCUCCAUAAUCCUCCCAGACACCCAAAAGCUGACCCGCCCCACCGACCGCAAAACCGCCGUCGUCUCCCUCACCAAAACCCUCGCCGACUCCCAAGCCUUCGUGACGCGCUACCAAAGAGGCUGGGCGCGCACCUGCGAGGCCUUGCUGCAGCUCCUGACGAACCCACCCGCGCCGUCCGUGGCCGCCGACGACGUGAUCGUCGAAGCGGACAUCGAUGAGGUCGGCUUCGGCGUCGGCUUCACGCAGCUCACGACGUGUAAGCAGGCGCCCCGGGAUCCGUUUCCGGAGAUUGGGGACGUGAAGGGCUGGGUUGGGAGGUAUUUGAAGGAGGCGGAUGGGAGGACGGGCGGGAGGAUUGGGGCGCUGGUUGGGGAGAGGCUGAGUGAGGAGGCGCGAAGGGCGUUGGUGGAUUAUAUGAGUUGA